CAUCAUCUUUAUCAUCAUCAUCAUCAUUAUUACCAUCGUCUAAAUCAUCCUUUUUUUAUCCUUUCUCUGCUCUUUUGAAUCCCUCCUAAGGUAAUCGCGUCUUCUCCUCUUCAAUUGACUGUACAUUUCUUGACAUUGAUAUCCUUAGCCUUUAGUUAACAUUUUUUAUUUUUAUUUUUCGCCUUCUAUUGUUUCCUCAAAUUUGUAUUAAUUAAUUUUACCCCUUUUUCAUCUAAUAUAUAAUUAUUACAUUCCAAUUUACUGGAUAUAAAAUAUCUCAUGGACACUCAUUUUUAUACCUUAAUUUGCCCUUUUCUUGCCACCCAAUUUCCAGGUUAAAUGUAUUUUGAUUAUCUCACUUUUAUCCCUUCCUUCAACAUGUUUGACAAUUGCUACUCGACUGAUUAUAAAUCCUCAUCUUUAUGAUCAAAACCAUAGUGAUAAUUGAUUCUUCAUAAAUGCUUUUUUUUCCUUUUAGAGUAAGAUUAUUCCCUGGGUUCUCCCUUUCUUUCUCUGGUUGUCUUCCUAUUUCUUUCUCCCUGUCAUGUCUCCUACUCUAUCAUCGCCACCAUCUUCCUCUUCCUUUUCAUCAUCUUUAUCUUCUUCUAUUAUUAGGCCAAUUUAUUGUUUACUCAAUCAACUCCAAUGCUUUUUCGGUAUCAAUUUCAUCAGACGGUUUCGCUUUGUGUUUGUGAUUAAUCUGUUUCAACAAUCAAUUUAAAAUUUGACACCAAAAAUUGAUCCACGUUUAAUAUAUUUUUCUAAUUGAAGUCAAUUCUUUCUCAUUGUUCAUUCCGGUUUGGAUAUAUCAACACGUAAUUUAAUUGAGUGUCCCUCGCAUGGGAAGGAGAGGAAGGAGAAGAAGGAGAAAGCGUUUAUUAUUGAUAUUGUCAACAAAAUGUGAUACCAGUUCUUGAAGAGUUAAUCAAAUCUUUAAAUUGGUGUUGAAUUGUAACUGUAAUAUGAGAGCUAAACCUUGACCAAAAAACGAAGCUUCAAAGGAAAAAUUAUAUCUUAAAGAGUAACUUGUAAAUUAAGUCAAUUUAUUCUACUAUCAAAAUUUUGUGAUUAAUAAGUGAUCUCCAAUGGAUUCGGUUAACUCAAUUGAGCCGUCAUCAACUUCUUGUUAUGGAUCGGCAGUUUCAACUGGUUUACCAGAAGACCAUCAACUGACCAAUACUACUAAUUUACCUGCCGAAGGAUCAUCUGGUAUGUUAUCUUCAUCUAAAAGUGCAACUCUCAUUACCUGCUCUUCAUCUUUUAACUCCGAAUGUAGCCUAACUUUGAGUAAUGAGAACCUUCGCUCAUCUCCUGAUCUCAGUUUAUCCCAUGCAAAUUUAUCGCUAUUAAAAGGAUCCAAAUUUAUUCGUAGUUGUCGUACACCUUCUGCUGGUUUAUUACUCUCAGUCCCAUGUGAAAGAUAUGGUGGUUUUCGUCGUUUCUCGAUGCAAUCUGGACAAAGAUUCUCUCUAUCUCCAACCGAUACUCUGUUUGAAGAGCAAAGUGAACUCAUCUUAAACUGUGGUGCCCUUUCAUCAGCUGUUUUAGGCCGAAUCAAAAGUUUUUCAACUUCGGAUAUAACCAUGACUUCUGGCCAAUUCGAUGGUCUUAACUUUCCUACCGAUGGAUUUGGUUUUGAUUCUCAUGGAUUGAAAAGUUCCUUGUCCGAGAUAGCUCUUUUCGGUGGCUGUGUUUGGAAUCCAAGACUCAAUCUGCCCAAUAUACGAUCCCUUGAUGCAACAUCCCGUUCUUGUUCAACCUGGGCUAUGGUUGGUGAUCGAAGUAUCUCUUCUGUUAGUCAGUUACCUUCGCCAUCUCAGGCUCAUUCAGUUUCUGGUACAUUGUCUCCAACCCUUAAUCCAUUGGAUAUUGUUUACAGUAUGAACAAAAAAGUGCGACAAAUGUAUAUCCGUCAACGUUUAUUAUCAACUUAUCGGACUCUUGAGCGACUUUCUCGAAGCCACCUGGAUUUGGGUAACUUGAUUAAAGGUGAUUUGGUCAAUAAACUGAUUAAAGUCCAAGCAGAAGAGGGCUACGAGGGACCAUCUUUAACUAGUAUUAACAAAUCAAUAGAUGUAGACUCAUCAUCUGUGAUCACGCAACUCGAACCAAAUGAGACAAAGGAAACAAUUUCCAAUAUUCCUCCAGCAUUAGCUAAUACUUUUAAUUUAUCUCCAUCAAACAGUUUUACCAAACAAGAUUUAUCAUCAAUAAUAUCAAGAUCAACUUUCGCUCAAACCAAUCCAGGCACUGGUCAUGCUGAUAAAAAUGAAAUUGAUCCUGUCAAAACUAGCACAGAUAACUCCAAUGACAAUGAUCUUAAUAACAACAGUAAACAUGGUGACACUUCAUCAGCUUCCAAAUUUCAAGAAAGGCUAACUUCAACUUCAUUGGACUUAAUUCAACUACAAAAUGAUUUAUUUUCGCUGUCAGUUCGUGAUAUUGAGUUACAAAAGGGUAAACCAUUGACCAAAUAUGAAAGGAACAUGAUGAUCUUCAAUUGGUUACAAAACCUUGACCAAGAGGAAUCCAAUUAACUAAAUUAUUAUUCAAUGUUUAACGUUCUUCCAAAUUGUAUUAUCAGUCUCCAUUAUCUUUCAUCCAGAAUAAUGGAGAAAUGAAAUUGUUUUUUGCGCUUUUAUUUGUUAUUGUAUCACAUUAUUAUCGAAUUAUCUUUUUUUUCUCGAACCGAACCAAAUUAAGAUCAUCAAAAAAUUAUAAUUGAUUCAAAAUAAUCUCUUGGUUGAAUAAAAUUGGAUUAUUUAUUCUAAGUCAA
Molecule: messenger RNA, 2776 nt
Organism: Tetranychus urticae (two-spotted spider mite)
Lineage: Eukaryota; Metazoa; Arthropoda; Arachnida; Trombidiformes; Tetranychidae
Source: RefSeq, a predicted model, not a curated record